AUGAGAGGAAAUUUCGAAACAACCAAGAAACAAGAUCACGCAAGUUGGCUUCUCAUCGCAGAAAGUAUCUAUAAUGGACUGUAUGUGGAUGUCGUUCUCCCCAACUCAGCAGCAUCCAAGGCAGGCAUCAAAGAAGGCGAUGAGUUGGUUUGUGUAAAUAAUCAGGUUGUCACUAGCUGGAGUCAAGAAGCAGCCUCAAAGCUUCUCCGUGAAUUGCCAGAUGACGACUUUGUGCUCCUUCAUCUUCGAGAACUACUUCACCCACAUGCUUUCUAUGAUCCAGAGCAGCUAAAUGGACAUGUAAUUAAUUCACCUCUAAGAGAAUGUUAUUCCACGACUUGCUAUCCCACUUUGAAGUCCAAUCUAUCAACAGAUGACUUUAGAAAAUACAAAACAACAAACACUGAUCAGUCUUAUUCCCCUGUUAAAUCAUCAAACAAAGUACCAGCGAAUAAUGCAGAAAAACAAUCACUUCCACCAACUUACCAUGAGGUCGUCAACCAAACUCUUUGUUCAAAUUCCAAUUCCUAUGAUGUCAGAAGUUUCUCGGAUCGUCCUAACACAGAAUAUGGUCAAAUGUCAUUGGAGUCCUCAAAUAACGAUGAACGAUGUGAAAUACUCCCUUUUAUGUCGCAUACACGUAUUUUGAAUAGUUUUAGUGACUAUUCACUUGGCUGUUCCAAAUGUAUGAUGAAUGAUCAACAAAUUCAAUGAUAUUGUACAGUCAUUUGUAAACGAUCAC
Trichobilharzia regenti is the source of this 742-nucleotide messenger RNA. Lineage: Eukaryota; Metazoa; Platyhelminthes; Trematoda; Strigeidida; Schistosomatidae. The record is from the annotation of a GenBank genome assembly.